This is a messenger RNA of Dermochelys coriacea (leatherback sea turtle), 4000 nucleotides long. It is a transcript of the gene NR1I3, whose product is annotated as nuclear receptor subfamily 1 group I member 3. The transcript has 8 exons. Lineage: Eukaryota; Metazoa; Chordata; Testudines; Dermochelyidae. Gene Ontology annotation, biological process: cell differentiation; positive regulation of transcription by RNA polymerase II; negative regulation of transcription by RNA polymerase II. The record is from RefSeq and is a predicted model, not a curated record. Gene Ontology annotation, molecular function: zinc ion binding; nuclear receptor activity; RNA polymerase II cis-regulatory region sequence-specific DNA binding. The coding region runs from base 295 to 1503 and encodes 402 amino acids.
UGACUGCACAAUGCCUGCAGGAGCAUAAACAACGGGGAAGGGGGGGCUCCGUGACUGUGAUCCGUGGGGGGCCUGUCCCUGGGGAAGGGAGGGUGGAGGAGGAAUGGGGCCCCAAGGAUGGGGAGCCGUCUUCUGGGGGAGGGCCAGGAGACCAGGUUGAACUGGCCUCUAUGGAAGGACCACAUGGCAUGACCUGACCUGGGCCAUGUGGGGUCUGCUGGAGCCUAGCCCUGUCGCUGACUCUCCUCUCCCAACAGCAGCUUCCCCGUGGAUGCCUGGGGGUCAGGAGCUGCCAUGCUCAGCCCCUCUGAUAGGGAGAGCAGCAGCAACCCCAACGUGCUGUGCCUUGGGGCUGGGAGCAGGGAGGACAGGGAGCCGGAGGGAGAGGAGAAAAUCUGUGCCGUGUGCGGCGACCGAGCCACCGGCUACCACUUCCAUGUCAUGACCUGCGAGGGCUGCAAGGGCUUCUUCAGGCGGUCCAUCAGCAAGGGCGUCUGCUUCACCUGCCCCUUCACCCACAACUGCACCAUCACCAAAGCCAAGCGCCGGCAGUGCCAAGCCUGCCGCCUCCAAAAGUGCCUGGCCGUGGGCAUGAGGAAGGACAUGAUCAUGUCAGAGGAGGCUCUGCAGAUGCGCCGAGUCCUGCGGAAGCAGAAGCAGCAGGAGCGGGAGCUGGCGGGGGAGCCAGCGGAGCUCACAGAGGAGCAGGAGCAGCUCAUCAGCAUCCUCAUGGAGGCCCACAAGAGGCACUUCGACUCCGGCUUCUCCCAGUUCGUGCAUUGCCGGCCCCCGGUGCGAUUGUACAUCCACAGCCUGAGCCCCCAGGAGCCAAGGGUUCCCCAGGGGGUCUCCCAGCCUGAGGAGGGCGGCCCCCUGGCCCCCUUGCAGAGCCUGCCAGAGGACAUGCUGCCUGACAUCUUCUCCCUGCUGCCCCACUUCGCCGACCUCAGCACCGUCCUCAUCCAGCAAGUGAUCAAAUUCGCCAAGGAGAUCCCAGCCUUCAGGAGUUUGCCAAUUGAUGACCAGAUCUCGCUUCUCAAAGGCGCCACUUUGGAGAUCUGCCAGAUCCAGUUCAACACGGUCUUCAACGAGGAGACCAAGGCCUGGGAGUGCGGCCAGCACUGCUACACCAUCCAAGACGGUGCCCUGGCCGGGUUCCAGCAGAUCUACCUGGAGCCGCUGCUCAAGUUCCACAUCAGCCUGAAGAAGCUCAGGCUGCACGAGGCUGAGUACGUCCUGCUGCUGGCCAUCGUCCUGUUCUCGCCUGACCACCCUGGCAUCACUCAGCGCCACACCAUUGACCAGCUGCAGGAGAAGAUGGCCCUCACGCUGAAGAGCUACAUUGACCAACGGCAUCCGCUCCCGGAAGGCAGGCACCUCUACGCAAAGCUGCUCUUGCUGCUGACCGAGCUGCGGACGCUCAAGGUGGAGAACACCCGGCAGAUCCUGCACAUCCAGGACCUGACCAUCAUGACACCGCUGCUCUCUGAGAUCAUCAGCUAGACCCCAGAGACAGGACCUGCUGGCCAGCCCCUCUCGCUGGGCCGGGCCCCCACUGGACCGGGUCUGCCUUCUCGCUGGGGCCAGGACCCCCACUGGACUGGGCCCAUCCCCCUACUUUCCAGGCCUUUCUGCUGCCCCCCAGGAGCUCAGGGACUCCUCGGCUGAGCCCCGCAGCCAGACCCUGCUGCCCAAACUUGUUGAUCCUCUCCCCUCCACUCAGCGAAUCCGACCCACUCUCAGCUCCUGGGGCCUGGGCCAGCUGUGGCUCUGAGGAAUCAAAACCGACCCCUCGGCUCAGCUGCGCCCCUGCCUGGCCAGCACUGCUUGUACAGAGCAGCCCAGGGACACGGCUGAAACAGGCCAGAACCAGCCUGCGUCUGGACCAGACCCGAGCCUGAUGCUUGAGCCCAGGCAGGCCCAGAUGCUAGAUGCUGCAGCCGGGCAGAGGUGGGACGGGCAUGUGGCCAUUCGGCUGGACCUGCAGCUUUGGGGGCUCUAGCCUGUCUGCCCAGUGUCACCUCGGGCCAGCGUCUGCACCGGAGCCUAGCCAGGCCCAGUGCUGGGAGUAGGAGCGCUGGGCAUGGCUGAGAGUAAGACACCAGGGCAGGAAGGGGAGUCCCACCCACAAGUGGGGCAGGCCCUGUGAAUCCCCAUGGCCUGCUCUGGGCCCAGCAGGCAUGGUGGGGCUGCCCACUGCAGCUCACAUGCCUGGAGGAGGGCCCUGCCCAGUAUGUGCCAGCACCUGCAGCCAGUCUGGCAAGAGAGCUUGGCAUGAGGUCUGCAUCCCCCAGCCCUCCCCACCAUACAGUGCCCCCCCCAACCCUGACCCCUGCCUGCCUUCCCCAUUCCAGAUCCUGCGUCUUAGCAGUGCCCCACCCCAGCACUGCCCCCUGCCCCAUACAGAGCAUGUCCCCUUCCAUGCAGGUGUGACCCUCAGUCCUGCCCCAUCCUACAGGGAAUGAGCCCCUCAACUCUGAUCCCCCACCCCACUGUGGGGCCUGCCCCCCCAACACAAAGCCUGCCCCUCAGCUCUGCCCCACCCCAGCACAGGGGCUGCUCCUGUAUGGGGCCUGUCCCUCGGUCCUGCCACACUUUCCCACCCCAGCAUAGGGCAUACCCCCCUCAGACCUGCCCACCCCAGUUCAAGGCCUGCCCCUUGACCCUGCCCCACCCUAGCAGAGGAUCAGUGCCCUCCCAGCCUGCUGGCCUGCACAUGAUUGACCAUUUUAAACAGGGAAACUGAGGCACCAAGCAGUGCUGUGACUUGAGCCUCUAGCUAUUGGUUUCUCAGCCUGGAGCUCCUGAGGGCCAUGGCUCUAGCUGCCAUGAGCCCAAAAGUGCAGCCAGUGAAGCCGAGAGGGGCCCAGCUGGGGGCCAAGAAGAUCGGCUGCCCUUGUAGGGUGGGCAUGGUCUUAUUGACUGGGUCCCUCCUGCCCUGUGGCCCUGGACAUGGGGAGGGUGUUUGUUUGAGGGCUGUUGCUGGAGUUGUGAGUCCUCAGUAUAGGCCAGUGCCCAGAGGCCCUGGGGUCAAUGGGCAUAGAACCCAGGUGUCCUACCUAUCCCGGGUGCGGCCGUUUACUCCAGCGAAACACUCCCAGUGUAGAGCAGGGGGGUGUUGGGCACCAGCUUUACCCAGGCCCCAAUAACCCCCCCUUCACCAUGCGGGGUGAUGUCACCCCCUGCCCUAGGCACUUUUCCCUCCAUCAGCCAUGGGCCUGGCCCACACCUGGGACAUCGCCCAUGGCCACCCUACAGCUCCAGGUCAUGCCACCAUGCCAGCUCCCUGGCUGUGUUUGGGGGCUCAUGAGGGGCUGGGCUGCUGGCAGCAUAGGCAGGGACAUGGCACUGUGACUCCUGGGGGCAUAGCUUGGGGGGGACACAUGACAGGCUGGGCUGCUGUGGGGGGGUGGGUAGGGCCAUGGUGCCUGGGACAUGUCUGUCACUAGCACACUUUAGGGGCCAAAUUAAAGCCUCAUUUAUUUAUUCACUCUCUUUGUGCCUCUAACGGGGGGCAGCCCCCCAAUCGCUCGCAGGGCCCACCUAUCCCUGACAGCUACUCCUCUGGGGCAGUGACUUGGUGCAAGCCAGGCACCUGCUUGGGGGCACAAGUGGGGGAGGCAUUGAAAACAUGGUCUACUCCUGGCACACCUCAUUCACCCCACUCUCUGUCAGGCCCCCCAUCCAGUGCAGGGCCAUUCUCCCCAUUGUACACAGGGAGAAACUGAGGCACAGGGAGGGGACCUGCCCAAGGAUACCCACAGAAACAGUGGGAGGUGAACCCAGGAGUCCUGGCUCCCUGGCCCAGCAUUCAAUUGGUCUGUUAGUGUCUCUCAGUCUCCCCCCACACCCUCUCCCAGUCAAAUGGCCUCCUGGGGUAUCUGGGAGACCCUGCCCCCUCCCCAAUUCUGUCUCCUCCCCUCCCCCAGUUCCAAGGCUUCCCUCUCCCUAAGCACCUUUCCCAGGCAGCCUCCCCACCCCCACUGGCUCUCUGUCCUUG